This is a messenger RNA of Ostrea edulis (European flat oyster), 1069 nucleotides long. RefSeq lists its product as uncharacterized. The record is from RefSeq and is a predicted model, not a curated record. The transcript is spliced from 4 exons. Bases 59 to 967 code for a protein of 302 amino acids. NCBI's taxonomy places the organism in Eukaryota, Metazoa, Mollusca, Bivalvia, Ostreida, Ostreidae.
UUUGGGCUGCCAUUCGAAAGAAGAGACAUCCAAGAACAGAAACAACCAAAAGAUCACCAUGCUGAAGGAAUUUUGUUUUCUGUUAAUGGCCACAUACGUGGUGGCAACCUAUGGCACAGGUUACCCCUCACAACCAAGCUAUCCAGCCCCGACCUACCCCAACAGUGGAUAUCGUUAUGUCGUCUACGUCCAAUACCUCUACUACUUGUACGCUGUGUACGGUCCCAACUCUGUCCAAUACAUUCAGUAUUACCAAUACUUGAUCAGAUUGCACAUCAUUCCUCAAGGAUUCUCUUUUGGAUCUGGCGGAUUCCCAGGUGGUAUUGGUGGAGGUAGAAUUAUAGGGGGUGGUAGCGGCAUAACCCCGAUCGGAGGAGGAUAUAUCCCAGGUGGUGGUUUCCCAGGAAGCAGCGGAGGAUUUCCCGGCGGUAGAGGAGGAAGCUCUCUGAGUUUAUCAAGUGGAUCUGGAUUUUUCUCUGGAUCCGGAGGCGGUUUCCCAAGUGGCGGAUUUCCUAGCGGUGGAUUCCCAGGCGGACUCUCCUCCGGCGGAUUCCCCGGUUCCGGAAGCGGUUUCCCAAGUGGCGGAUUUCCUAGCGGUGGAUUCCCAGGCGGACUCUCCUCCGGCGGAUUCCCCGGUUCCGGAAGCAGUUUCCCAAGUGGCGGAUUUCCUAGCGGUGGAUUCCCAGGCGGACUUUCCUCCGGCGGAUUCCCCGGUGGAUCUUUCCCCGGAUCUGGAAGUGGUGGAUUCCCAGGCGGACUCUCCUCUAGCAGUUUUUCUAGCGGUAGUUCCUUCCUGAGCAGCGGCAGUUUAGGUGGUGGUCCCGGCGGUAUCGGAGGUGGUCCUGGAGGAAUCGGUGGAGGAAUUGGAGGAGGAAUAGGAGGAGGAAUUGGUGGAGGAAUAGGAGGAGGAAUUGGAGGAGGAAUAGGAGGAGGAAUUAGAGGCAGAAAGAAGCUUGGUUAUUACUGAACUGCUCCUAUAUUGACUGGGAUGAAUGUAAAGACACUGAAUUAAUAUUUCAUGUAUAGGCUUACUUUUCAAAUUGUGGAAUAAAAAAGAAUGACGCCCAAA